Verticillium nonalfalfae is the source of this 1932-nucleotide messenger RNA. RefSeq lists its product as uncharacterized. The transcript has a single exon. The coding region runs from base 1 to 1932 and encodes 643 amino acids. Gene Ontology annotation, biological process: exocytosis. Gene Ontology annotation, cellular component: cell tip; Golgi to plasma membrane transport vesicle. NCBI's taxonomy places the organism in Eukaryota, Fungi, Ascomycota, Sordariomycetes, Glomerellales, Plectosphaerellaceae. Gene Ontology annotation, molecular function: guanyl-nucleotide exchange factor activity. The record is from RefSeq and is a predicted model, not a curated record.
AUGCCUGGCAAGUUUCCUUCGACCUCGGAGCUCCCCGCCAUGUCCGCCUCCGCAAACACCUCGCCUCGCCUACGUCCGCUACCGCUCUCGCCCGACGACGAAGACGCCGAGCUCAGCACCCUACCCGACCCUCGAAGCCGCGCCAUGAGCCCCGCCGCCGACGCCAGCGGCUAUGCCACACCUCAUCACCCCGACCUCAACGCCGAGGUCGCCACUUUGAGCACCAAACUCAUCAACGCCAUCAACUACCAGACUACCCUCGACGACACCCUCUCAGCCACGAGGUCGGAACUCGACAAGGCCCGCCAACAGAUCAGAACUCUCGAAGCAAGGAAUGCCACCCAGCGGGAGAUGCUCUCCGGAGAUGUGUGGGUUCGCAAGCGAACCGUCGAGGAGGAAAAGAAAAAGCUCCUUGCUGUCUUGGCUGUGGAGCAGAGCCAGCGAGAAGAGGUUGAGAGGGAAAAGAAGAAGAUCGAGCAGGAGCUGGAGAACCUGACGACAGCUCUCUUUGAAGAAGCUAACAAGAUGGUCAUCUCUGCGAAAGAGGACGCCCAACGGGACCACGAUAUGAUCCAGAAGAAGAACGACCAGCUCAAGGCCCAGUUGGCUGACACAGAGGCUCUCCUCAAAUUUCAACAAGAGCAGCUCACAGAACUCAAACACGUCAUGGAACAGAUGACCAUCGAACGGGAAGAGCUCAGUGUUGCCACCGCGCCCUCGUCUCCGGGAUUCGCCAAAGGACCCGAGUACAGGGACGAUGACCGCCUCUCGCCCGAUAGCGCUGCCCACCACACGGCCCUCGAACCCGUGUCGCCCACCUACCCGACAAGCUUCAGCCACCUGAUCCAACCCGUCUUGAGGACCGAUCUUGCUUCUUAUGAGGACUUCACUGCCCUCGCCCGCCUUUCCAAUAAACACGCCACCGGAAACAGGCAUUCGUCUGGGUCUAUGCCUGGAGCGAACAAGCUUGGCUCUGGACUCGGUGGAAGUAUAUCUAGCGCGCAUCCUUCCAAUGCCUCGACGACGUCGCUCUCCACGGCCGGCACGCCUGUCACCACGACAGCUCCUCAGACCCCCAACACACCUGCGUCCACGGUCAGCGUAGGCUCGGCGGAUGCUGGCACUCCGGUCCUGGCACUGAGGGAGACGAAAUAUUUCAAGCGUGUUUUGACCGAAGAUGUCGAGGCAACGCUACGUCUUGAUCUGGCCCCAAGUCUAUCCUGGCUUGCGCGAAGGAGUGUUCUGAGCGCCAUGACAGAUGGCUCCAUCGUCGUGGAGCCCAUUCCCUCCACUUCACCUUACGCAUCCUACAUAAAGCCUCAGUUCUACCCUUGCUCGCUUUGCGGUGACGCUCGCAAGGACGAGAGCCAUCUCCGCACAUAUCGAUUCCGAACCAACGAGUCCGAUUCUGCCCAGCGUUAUCCUCUCUGCAAAUACUGCCUCAACAGGGUGCGAUCUACCUGUGACUUUCUCAGUUUUCUACGCAUCCUGAGAGACGGGCACUGGCGGACAGACCACGACGACGCCGAAAAGGCUGCUUGGGAGGAAAGCGUCAGGUUGCGAGAGCAGAUGUUCUGGGCGCGCGUCGGCGGUGGCGUUGUUCCGACCGGUCACCCUGUCCAAGGUGAGGCGGAGAAGAGCCCGCGUCAAAGCCACGAGACAUCCUGCAAGGCGGAAGCUGCGACAGCGCCGAAUGCCAUUGAAUCUGGCGAUAUGGGUGCUGAGCCCGAAUCCCCUGGGGACUCGGCCGCCAUCGAAGGUGGUGUCCCAUUAGACGCUGCCGAGGAGACUGUGCUCCAGCCCGUCACACCCUCACCAAGUAACCGCAACUCAACGCAGACUCUCGAGAUCAAGGACGUCACGAAUCCGAACGGCGAGGUCAAGAGGCUGUCCAUCACAAUACCGACUGCUGAGGUGGAGCAAACGAAAUGA